This is a messenger RNA of Aspergillus costaricaensis CBS 115574, 906 nucleotides long. RefSeq lists its product as uncharacterized. The record is from RefSeq and is a predicted model, not a curated record. Lineage: Eukaryota; Fungi; Ascomycota; Eurotiomycetes; Eurotiales; Aspergillaceae. Bases 61 to 564 code for a protein of 167 amino acids. The transcript is spliced from 4 exons.
CGUCAACUCUUGAUUCCAGGGGAUAAGAUAACCACCCCUCUCACAGCGAAUUCGCCAGCCAUGUUACUACGGCAUAGCGCCUCUAGGGUGCUGUUUCUUCUUACUGCUUUUCUACUCUGGACUUCUUUUGCGGUGGCUUCCUCCCCCGCGUCAUUCUGCAAGUGCACCUGCUUCUCCAAUAGUACGAUCAUUCCUCUCGAUCCCGACUCUUCCGAAUCGACAUCGGCCUUGAACGGUGUCUCCCAUUUCCUUCGUCGCAGCGAUGAUACCGCUAUUUUGGAUACAAGAGCGAAGAAUUAUCGCUCUUUGAACUGCAACGAUUGUAACCGGAAGUUCUGCCUGGACUAUGACUUGCCCACCUGUCAUGGUGCUAAGGAAGAUGAUGUCUUUACCACCUGUUUCCAGAGAGACUCCCGGAAAGACCAAGCCAUUGUGUUCAUGUUUAUCAUUGCUACUGGCAGUCUGCUUGCCUGGGCGAUCUUUAAGCCUUGGGUAGAGAAGUGGCUCGAGGCUGCGAGAGAGCGGCGGUUAUAUAUCCCAGUGUCCGAAAAUGCUGGUCGUUAGGGACACAUGUCAUAUCCAGAUUAUACACUAUCAUAGUCCGGUACCUUUUUACCCGGAGACCCAAUCCAGUCGCUCGAGGCCAUCGAAGCCGACCAUCUGCGGCACCAGGGGUAAAUUAAAUCGGCAUCUCGAAUGAUCGUCAGGGUCGGAGCACGACUCACGCUCGACAUGAGGGUUUAACACGUGCUACCGAAUGCAUGCUUUGACAUACAGCACGUGAGCAUAACAACUCAAACAGAAAGACUAUCUUUCCCCUUUAUGGUGGGCAUACCAUGGCAAAUUGUACAGAUCAGCCGGUGCCCUCCCAUUACCAAGCAAUAUUUCGCAACCUGUUAUCCGAAG